AUUUCUUCAUCUCUGUCUAACAUUCCGGACAAUUUUCAUGCCCCACUUGUGUCCUUUGUCCUCCUUAGUGGCUCAGUGCCGCCUAGACCUUAAUUUAUGUGCUUUGUCUCCUCCCCAUAUAUUGGUUACAUCUCAUCUAAAGUGAUAUUAUUUUCUAGGCUUAAGUAUAUUGGUUCAUCACUUGUGCAUUAGGCUUGCUUGGAUUCUGGUUUUUGCUAUGUUAUCAAUCAUGGAAUCAAUGAGGAAUUCAUGGAUGAGGUUUUUUCCCAAAGGAAAAUGUUCUUUGAUCUACCCAUAAAGGAAAAAAUGAAGCUUCUGAGGAACAAGAAGCAUCGAGGAUAUACCCCUAUUUUAGAUCAACAUUUGGAUCCUAUCAAUCAAGUACAUGGAGAUUACAAGGAGGGAUAUUAUAUUGGUGUUGAAGUACCUGAUGAUGAUUCUGACGCAAAGAAGCCAUUUUACGGGCCAAAUGUUUGGCCUCAACAGGAUGGAGGCGAACUAUGGAUAAAUACCAUUGAGAAGGACUAUAACUUUGUCAGGCCUCUAUUUUAUCAGAUAGAACUCUAG
Ilex paraguariensis (yerba mate) is the source of this 567-nucleotide messenger RNA. The record is from the annotation of a GenBank genome assembly. NCBI's taxonomy places the organism in Eukaryota, Viridiplantae, Streptophyta, Magnoliopsida, Aquifoliales, Aquifoliaceae.